AUGUCAAUUACCCCGAUCGGGGCUUUCGGCAAACGUUUGCUGAAGUCUCGGUACCAUCAUGACAAACACACGGCGGCCGUUCCACCAAACACCGAUCUGCUCAAGAUUGCAGUUAAUACCGUAGACAGGCAACGACUGCGAAGAUAUGGCCCUGAAAGAGUAUGCGCAGAAUGGAUAUUACGUAAUGGAGGUUCGGUACGUUGGCACGGCAACAAUAAGGAAACAAUAUCGAGUUAUGCAAAACUUCAAAGAAUGGGCACAGCAGGAAAAUAUCUCGAUGUAAUUGACGCCAGUGGAACUACUAUCAUGCAAUAUGGAUUUCUUCAUCUGCGAGGAGUUACCAGACUAAGAACCAUGAUCAUGCGAAGUUGACGCAAAGCAGAAAAAAUGCCGCUGGAAAUGAU
Molecule: messenger RNA, 404 nt
Organism: Ctenocephalides felis (cat flea)
Lineage: Eukaryota; Metazoa; Arthropoda; Insecta; Siphonaptera; Pulicidae
Product: ATP synthase subunit s, mitochondrial-like
Exons: 3
Coding region: 1-372 (123 amino acids)
Source: RefSeq, a predicted model, not a curated record